UUUCAUUUCAUUUAAAUCACGUGUCUUCAGUAGUGCAGGGAGAUUGAUUCCACAUGACACAUAAUGGAUUUAACACGCUUCUGUACAGUAGCUCUUCACUUAGCCGCUGUGAGAAAGAAGCAGAAUGCUCUACAUUAGCUAAAGAAUGGAUGAACUGGCCUGGAUCACAGAGUUCAUUUGUCCUUUUACUCUCACUGAGGGUAUAAGAACCAAAUGAUCCUUUUUUAUUACCUCUUUUUAAAGGUUUUUGUGGUUAUUUGAAUACACUUUUGUCUUCUCAAGGGUUGAGUGGUAACAAAUUUAGAAAAUGUCUCCACUAUUUAAACACAUUGGUACCCGCUGGAUGUGUUUAGAAUUCUAUCUCUGUGAGUGCAGUUAGACUACCCAAAUGACCAAGACAUACUGAUUACUGCACUUCUCUUUAGUCUCUCAGUGACAACAUUGAGCCUCUAGUGGAUUAAAAUCACCACACAGUCUAAUGUGACUGACCCCAGUUUUUAAUAGCAUUUUUGUGGACUCAACAGCCGCAGCGGGAAGGCAGAGACUAUUAUGCAACAGAGAGACAAUGUGACUACAUGUACUCAUCUCUAAUAAAGGGCGUGAUUGUAAUUAUUUGUAGCAUGGUAAAUUAAUAAUCGAAGUUAAGCACCUGGGAGAGUGAUGCAAGGAGAGCUAAUGUGCAACAGGAGCUGUGAAGGAAAAGCGGGAGAGCGAUUCGGCCUCAUCUUGGCUAUCACGUUACCUCAGCCCACAUGAUACAUGGAGAUGCUGGCCUCUCUCUUAUGGCCCCCAUGACUCUGCCUCCACUCACUUACUCUAAAACCGACACGCCUCUUCUUCAUACCAGAGCCAACUGUGUGAUAGCACAGGUGACCUUGUACAGCUCAUUUUUUGAAGAUGAUUUGACAUAACAAGGAUAGAUACGAGUUACCAGAGGAGCUAAGGAUGGAAAUGUAUCUUUAUUGAGUGUAAAGUCACUCAGAGACCUUCAGUUGUCCUGGAGAUAUCGCAUCGCAGAAGAAGCAGAAAAGAUUUUAUCAGGAAGAUCAAGAAAAACAGGCCAAAGAUCGAGCUGAGGCAGAUGAUUGCAGAAGCCAAACAAGGGCAAAGCACUGCAAGAGCCAUGUGGGAGGAGAGUGAGGGAGUUUUGCUAUUCGCACACAUCAAGCCUAAACGCUUUCUCUACUGACAUACACUGAACAUUUUCAAGCCGUCCUCCAGAGCUUCUCCUCAGGGGGAGCCCCUGCUAUGAACCCCAGCUCCCUUCACUUCAGCAGGCAGUCCAACCUCAGUGCCAGGCGCUGUGUGGGCAUCCCACAAGUCUGGGUUCUGCCCACACAGGACUCUCAGACUGCCCCUGAAAAAAAAGAAUGAAAUACUCCUGAGUCACUCCUCUGCAUGGUGGCUCUCCUAUCUAUUGUUAAAUAGGUCUGUUGUGAAGUUUUGCCUGCCUCUUCUCUAGCAGGUUCCAUUUUUAGUGAAAACCCCGUCCAACUCCUCCACCAACUCCUUUUCAGUCACCACUUCAUUAUAAUUUGCGUUCCAAUAAAGCAGCAGCACGAGUUCCUUUGUGCUCACCACGUGGUGGAGGACCAUGGGAUGUCGUCAGAGCUCGGAGGAGAAGGAAGCUGCGCGGCGCUCAAGGCGAAUCGACCGGCACUUGCGGUCAGAGAGUCAGCGGCAGCGGCGUGAGAUCAAGCUAUUGUUGCUGGGCACCAGCAACUCGGGCAAGAGCACCAUUGUCAAACAGAUGAAGAUCAUCCACAGCGGAGGCUUCAACCUGGAGGCAUGCAAGGAGUACAAGCCCCUCAUCCUGUACAAUGCUAUCGACUCACUCACCCGCAUCAUCCGUGCCCUCACCACCCUCAAGAUUGACUUUCACAAUCCUGAUCGCGCCUACGAUGCUGUGCAGCUCUUUGCACUCACAGGGCCGGCAGAGAGCAAAGGGGAGAUCACUCCAGAGUUGUUAGGGGUCAUGAAACGUCUGUGGGCUGACUCAGGUGUCCAGGAGUGCUUUCAACGGUCCAAUGAGUACCACUUAGAGGAUAACACUGCCUACUACCUGAAUGACCUGGACCGCAUCUCUGCACCUGAGUAUAUCCCUACUGUGGAGGACAUUUUGCGUUCCCGCGACAUGACCACCGGCAUUGUGGAGAACAAGUUCACCUUCAAGGAGCUCACCUUCAAGAUGGUUGAUGUGGGUGGACAACGUUCAGAGAGAAAGAAGUGGAUCCACUGCUUUGAGGGCGUGACUGCAAUCAUUUUCUGUGUCGAGCUAAGUGGCUAUGACCUCAAACUCUAUGAGGACAACCAGACGAGCCGCAUGGCGGAGAGCUUGCGCCUGUUUGACUCCAUCUGCAACAACAACUGGUUCACCAACACAUCGCUCAUCCUCUUCCUCAACAAGAAGGACCUGUUGGCGGAGAAGAUCAAACGCAUUCCUCUGACAGUGUGCUUCCCUGACUACAAAGGUCAGAACACCUAUGAGGAGGCAGCUGUCUAUGUCCAACGGCAGUUUGAGGACCUCAACCGCAACAAGGAGACCAAGGAGAUCUAUUCGCACUUCACCUGUGCCACUGACACCAGCAACAUCCAGUUUGUGUUCGACGCUGUCACGGACGUGAUCAUCCAGAACAAUCUCAAGUACAUUGGGCUGUGCUAGGACCUGAGGCUGGGUGGGUGUUUGGGGGAGGGCUGGGGGUAUGUGGUGGCGGUGGCAGGUGGGGUGGGGGUGGCUGAAGUUGUUGGCCCGCCAUCAGACUGGACAAACAAAAGGCAUGUCAGUCUGCCUGCCGGUUUAUCUCUUUAAAGAGGUGCAACAGAGAACUGUGAGUGAAGAUGGUCAGAGAUGGACGACCCUGUAGAUUACUGUAGGAGUGUUUCAGUUGAAACAACAGAGUUGAUGGGCCAUGGUCAAGAUGGGAGUUUUUAAUGUGUUUGCACUGAAUAUGAGUAUGCAGAGACACCCACCCAUACGCACACACAUACACACACACACACACCUAUGUUUGCUCACACACAAGAUCCUUGCAUCAACAGUCUAGUACUUGUUUGACAAGGCAACACUGGAAAUUUUAGACAGCUACUCCUACCUGCCUGCCAAACCUGAGGUAGUAGGUCUGUACUGGUGGUCUUUGGUUACAUUUGUCUAUUUUAUCUUAUUUGCCAGAAUCAAUUAAUGCUGCUUUACAAGAAGAAUUUUGACAGAAUCAAUGUUCUCUGUUGGAUUUUCACCCUAACAAUGGUAACCAGUGAGUGCACCUGAUGAAACAUGAGGAGACAGCCUGUAUUUCUGAGGGAAAAAAAAAAAAAAUGUCAGUAGACAUGAUGUCACAGGGUUUCUGCCUAAAAGAGGAAACUGC
Scatophagus argus is the source of this 3362-nucleotide messenger RNA. RefSeq names its product guanine nucleotide binding protein (G protein), alpha z polypeptide (gene gnaz). Gene Ontology annotation, molecular function: GTPase activity; GTP binding; G-protein beta/gamma-subunit complex binding. The record is from RefSeq and is a predicted model, not a curated record. Lineage: Eukaryota; Metazoa; Chordata; Actinopteri; Scatophagidae. The transcript has 3 exons. Gene Ontology annotation, biological process: adenylate cyclase-modulating G protein-coupled receptor signaling pathway. Bases 1595 to 2662 code for a protein of 355 amino acids. Gene Ontology annotation, cellular component: heterotrimeric G-protein complex.